AUGGCCACGUCGACCCUCCUGCGAACACAGGGCGCUCUUCACACCGUCAUCGCGUCACGGUCGACAUCCUGGCUAGCCCUGUCUCUGCACUGGCGAGGUCAACAUCGAUCGAACAGCACAGUCAAGCCGGCGGUCAGGACGGAUCCCUUCAAACCCGUCGUCAACGCUCUCGUGCGCAAGAAGAGCAGCAGUAGGAUCAAGAAGUACGACGACGAACCAAAGUACGGUCUGUCGAGGCGACAGUGCAGGGAUGCCGUCAAGCGGAUCUCGCGCAUGGAGUCUUACUCCCAACAGCUCUCUGCUCUCGAGCCACAAGCUGCGCCCGUACCACUUGCGACGCCGACAGAGCAAGUCGAUCAGGAUCCCCUGAGGUUGGCGCGGAUGUAUAGGGGAAGGAAGCAGCCUUUCAAGGGUCAUGUGUGGGAGAGGACAGCGGCCUCACGUCAAGCUGAGCGAGUCCUCAAGCUCGAGGAGAUGCCCAAGCGGAUCGCAUUGUGGCAAAAACAAAAGGCAGAAGCCAAGCAAAAAGCGCGACCUGCCUUGCCUUUCUGA
Messenger RNA from Mixia osmundae IAM 14324, 552 nucleotides. RefSeq lists its product as uncharacterized. The record is from RefSeq and is a predicted model, not a curated record. The transcript has 2 exons. Gene Ontology annotation, cellular component: mitochondrial large ribosomal subunit. The coding region runs from base 1 to 552 and encodes 183 amino acids. Gene Ontology annotation, molecular function: structural constituent of ribosome. NCBI's taxonomy places the organism in Eukaryota, Fungi, Basidiomycota, Mixiomycetes, Mixiales, Mixiaceae.